GCAAAUUGAGCAAGAAAUCAAAAGCAUUUCUAGGGCUUUAAUCAAUUUUCUCACUCAUUCCCGCUAUUUACUCUCUCUCCUCAGAUUUUCACUCAAGCAUAUAUUCACACACAGACAAAUCUAUAUUUUUAUUUUCGAAAUUCGAUUUGUUAUUUUUGUAAUCAUUGAGGAGCCAUGAAGAAGAAACCCUAGCGCUUGCGUAAAAUCUUAAUUUGGUUGAUUUGCGGUUAAUUUUGCCAGAUUUGGCGUUAAUUUUGGGGGGAUUCUUGUGUGUUCUCUAAUUAGUGUAGAGAAGAUUGGAGAAUGGAAGGAAUUCCGAUACCGAGAACUGUAGAGGAAGUCUUCAAUGAUUUCAAAGGCCGUCGAGCCGGUCUCAUCAAAGCCCUGACCGUUGAUGUUGAGAAGUUUUAUCAGCAGUGUGAUCCUGAAAAAGAGAAUCUGUGUCUGUAUGGGUUUCCAAAUGAGACAUGGGAAGUCAACCUGCCUGUUGAGGAGGUUCCUCCUGAACUACCUGAGCCAGCAUUAGGAAUAAACUUUGCCAGGGAUGGCAUGCAAGAAAAGGAUUGGUUAUCACUUGUUGCAGUUCACAGUGACUCGUGGCUGCUUUCUGUUGCAUUCUACUUUGGUGCACGCUUUGGAUUUGGCAAGAAUGAAAGGAAGAGGCUUUUCCAGAUGAUUAAUGAUGUACCUACUGUAUUUGAAGUCGUGACGGGGGCCGUUAAGCAGGUCAAGGACCAGGCAGCCUCUCAAAAUAACAGCAGUAAAAGCAAAUCUAGUGGGAGAAUGCAGUCUCGUCAGCCUGAUUCGGAGCACAAGGGAUUUAAGAUUUCUGCACCCAAAGAUGAGGAGGAAAGUGGCGAGGAAGAAGACGACGAUGAGCAAGGAGCAAUAUGUGGAGCUUGUGGAGAGAGUUAUGGUGCUGAUGAAUUCUGGAUUUGCUGUGAUGUGUGCGAGAGAUGGUUCCAUGGAAAGUGUGUGAAGAUUACGCCUGCUAAAGCUGAACACAUCAAGCAGUACAAAUGCCCCACUUGCAGUAAUAAGAGGGCUAGAGUUUAAUCUACCAUUUUAGAAGUCGAAAUCGAAGGUGGCCAGCGUCAAGCUUAUAAAUUUGAAUACAUUCUGAUGGGAUCGAAAUGUUGUGAACUUCUUCAGAUUCCUAUUAUUCGAACUUCUACUUGUAGUUUAGGGAUAUUCGUGAAGAAAACUUGUGCUUUCCUUUUGAGUGUGAUUUUGGAGACAUUUUACCCCUCGCGUUCUUGUAGUUAGUGUAUGUUUUACCU
Molecule: messenger RNA, 1280 nt
Organism: Olea europaea var. sylvestris
Lineage: Eukaryota; Viridiplantae; Streptophyta; Magnoliopsida; Lamiales; Oleaceae
Product: PHD finger protein Alfin1-like
Exons: 5
Coding region: 304-1056 (250 amino acids)
Biological process (GO): regulation of DNA-templated transcription
Cellular component (GO): nucleus
Molecular function (GO): transcription cis-regulatory region binding; transcription coregulator activity; histone binding
Source: RefSeq, a predicted model, not a curated record